Hordeum vulgare subsp. vulgare (domesticated barley) is the source of this 1675-nucleotide messenger RNA. RefSeq names its product probable carboxylesterase 2. NCBI's taxonomy places the organism in Eukaryota, Viridiplantae, Streptophyta, Magnoliopsida, Poales, Poaceae. The record is from RefSeq and is a predicted model, not a curated record. The coding region runs from base 107 to 1420 and encodes 437 amino acids. The transcript has a single exon. Gene Ontology annotation, molecular function: hydrolase activity.
CCCUUGAGCAGCAGCCACCGCAACACAACUGAAGAGCUGCAUUGCAUGCAUACUAUACUCGCCCGUAUUAUUCUUAAAUACGUGCACAUACCGGAGCUGCCUCACCAUGCAUGCCAAAACCAGUUGUGUAGCAUACAAGAAUGAGGUCGCCGACAUCGCCGUCGAUCUCCACCCGUUCAUACGGAAGUACAAUGACGGCCAUAUCGUGCGUUUCCUGAGCAGCUCCUUCGUGCCAGCGUCGGAGGACCUGGCCGCUGGCAGCGCCAGCCGUGGGGUGUCCACGAGGGACGUCGUCGUCGACCCAGGAACUGGCGUGUCUGCACGCUUGUUUCUCCCCUCCCGUGCCGCCGCGACGGGCAGGAGGCUUCCUCUCGUCAUCUACAUCCAUGGUGGCGCUUUCUGCACCGAGAGUACAUUCUGCCGAACGUAUCACCGCUACGUCACCUCCCUCGCCGCCAACGCCGGUGCGCUCGUGGUCUCCGUGGAGUACCGUCUAGCACCAGAGCAUCCCAUACCGACGGCCUAUGAGGACUCAUGGACCGCGCUCCGGUGGGUGGCGUCCCUCUCUGAUCCGUGGCUCGCUGACUAUGCCGACCCCGGGCGGGUGUUCCUCGCCGGCGAUAGUGCCGGUGGCAAUAUCGCUUACCAUAUGGCGGUACGCGCCAGCCGCGACGCCAGCAUCAUGGAUGUGGAGGGGCUGGUCAUCGUGCAGCCCUUCUUCUGGGGAACGGAGCGGCUACCUUCGGAGACGAACAGGCCGGAGGAUGCGGUGGUGUUGCCGGCACGCCGGGUGGACUGGCUCUGGCCGCUCCUCACGGCAGGCAAGGCUAGCAACGACGACCCCCGGCUCAACCCCCCGGACGAGGAGAUUGCGUCGCUGGCAUGCCGGCGAGUGUUGGUGGCGGUGGCGGAGAGGGACACCCUGCGGGACCGCGGGUGCCAGUUAGCGGCCCGCAUGCGUCAUUCUCCGUUGAUCGGCGACAACGUGACGCUCAUUGAGUCCGAGGGCGAGGACCACGGCUUCCACCUGUACAGCCCCCUGCGCGCUACAAGCAGAAGCCUCAUGAAAGGUAUAGUGCAGUUCAUCAACCAGGGUGCGCACUCGCCGCCGACGACCAUGGUUUUCCCGGAGCUCAACAGGCGCCCUAUGCUGCUUGCACAUGAGGCUGAGGUUGUGUCAUCAACUGUUGGGGCACAGACUCUGACAAGUGUUCUUCCUAGAUCCUUCAACGACAUAUUUGCUUAUCCCAAAGUUGGGAGGGCCCCAAGGUCUACGACGCGCAGUUCAUUAAAUCCUGGCCAGGUGAAAGCAUCAAAGAUAAGUAUCGGGUUCCUUUAUAGCCGACAAAGACCUGAUAAGGCCAACAGGGGGCCAUUUUCAGUUGCCUUCCGAGGGCAUUCUCUGGUCAACAUCUUCUAGCGGAUCAAACAACCCAAGGGCUAAUCGCUUCCAUAUGUUUAUCCGUGGUGGUACGAUUGGGAUUGCCUGAUUUGUUUUAAUCAUAUAUACUCUGUAUAUUGAUAUUGACAAAUGUACUUGCUUUAUUGUGUAAGGAUGUCUUAUGAAUCGUGUAAUAUCUCUAGUCUUGGGGAGAACCUAGUCCUAAAGUGCCCGAAUUUGUUUUUGUUAUCAGAUACUUCCUACGUUUUUAAAUAAGUGACUUAAAAUUAACUC